CUUCCGACAGCCUCCGACUCCUGGCCGAAACUAAAUUAAUGCCAUUCAACUCUCCGUCUAAUUACAGAAACGCCACAGCCUGGCACUCCACCCCACUCCGUGGUGCCGAGUCGCCGCCGGAGGCGAGCCGCCACUCCUUCACUCUUUUGCUCGGACAUGUCUCAAAUAGCUGCCCUGCAUUCUUUCCGACCAACUGUUAGUCCCUCCUCUCUCCACGUCCGGUCAUCCCGGCAUUCUGUGAGAAUCCGAAGCCAGAGCGCUUCUGCUUCGUCUUCCUCCUCAACCUGCUCAAGAGAUGGCGACAGAUGGUCCCUCCACGGAAAGACGGCCCUCGUCACCGGUGGUACUCGGGGCAUCGGUCGGGCGAUUGUGGAGGAGCUGGCAGGGUUCGGCGCAAGAGUCCAUACUUGUUCGCGGAGUGACACUGAGCUGAACAGGUGCUUGAGGGAAUGGGGCAGUGAGGGUCUCGCAGUGACUGGGUCCAUCUGUGACGCGUCGGUUCGGGAUGAGAGGUUGGAGCUGAUCGAGACUGUGUCAUCCUUCUUCGGCGGGAAGCUAAAUAUUCUUAUAAACAAUGUGGGGACAAAUAUAAGAAAACCAACAGUUGAGGUUAGUCACGAAGAGUUCUCCCGUCUCAUGAGCACCAAUUUCGAGUCCAUAUUUCAUUUGUGCCAGCUUGCACAUCCACUUCUUAAAGCAUCUGGAAUGGGAAGCAUUGUGUUCACAUCCUCUGUCUCUGGCUUCGUGUCAUUGAAGUCCAUGGCUGUACAAGGAGCCACUAAAGGGGCAAUCAAUCAGUUUACAAGAAGUUUGGCUUGUGAGUGGGCAAAAGACAACAUAAGAAGCAAUGCUGUUGCACCUUGGUACAUCAAAACCUCUAUGGUGGAACAAGUGCUGAGCAAUGAGGAGUACUUGGAGGAAGUGUAUUCUCGGACUCCUCUACAGCGUUUGGGGGACCCAAGGGAUGUGUCAUCUCUGGUGGCGUUUCUGUGCUUGCCUGCAUCCUCUUACAUAACGGGACAGAUUAUUUGCGUCGAUGGUGGAAUGUCUGUGAACGGUUUCGACCCAAGGCACGACAUUCCUAGAAGCUGAGGUUUACCUGUUUAAGAUUCUUGUUCCCUUUUGAAGUUGAGAAAAUUUAUAGUAAGACUCAUACCCAAGCUUUGAACUUUCCAAUCUUGAAAUAUUAUUUUUCGAUUGAUGUUGUUACUUUGUGGUUCGGGUAGAUAUGGAUCUGGACUACUAGUAUUACAAUCAAGUUCUCUUC
Molecule: messenger RNA, 1267 nt
Organism: Punica granatum (pomegranate)
Lineage: Eukaryota; Viridiplantae; Streptophyta; Magnoliopsida; Myrtales; Lythraceae
Source: RefSeq, a predicted model, not a curated record